Phoenix dactylifera (date palm) is the source of this 2261-nucleotide messenger RNA. Its product is annotated as two-pore potassium channel 3-like. Gene Ontology annotation, cellular component: plant-type vacuole membrane; plasma membrane. Gene Ontology annotation, biological process: stabilization of membrane potential; potassium ion transmembrane transport. Gene Ontology annotation, molecular function: potassium ion leak channel activity; outward rectifier potassium channel activity. The record is from RefSeq and is a predicted model, not a curated record. NCBI's taxonomy places the organism in Eukaryota, Viridiplantae, Streptophyta, Magnoliopsida, Arecales, Arecaceae.
AAAUUUAUUAUUUUCUAAUUUUAUUAAAUAAUCCGUACUAGAGCUUUAUAAAUCAUCCGUUUUUGGGGAAAUGGAAAAGAAAAAAAACCAUGUCCUCGGUUCGGUCGAACCCAUGGACGGAAGUCCUCUUUGGUUUGCAUUUUGAUUCGACGGUGCGGGGGGUAGCAGGAGUAGAAUGGAACAGUCUCUGUCUUCCUGCUUUUUGUGGAUGGGAGAUUCAUUCCUCCGAUACUUCAUCCCGACUUUCCAACUGCAUUGCGGUUGAUGAUGAUUCUGGAAAGAAACAUUCGAAUUAGCGAAAAUCAGAGACCCACCUCUGGCCAAUCACAAUCACACGCUUCCUCGAUCCUUCUCGCUCCGUCGAUCUCGCUCCUUCCCGUCUCCUCUUCCUCGCUGACGCGUUUUGUUCCCCGCCACCACCUCCUCCCUUCCUUAACAGAUGAUGGUCCCCAAGCCAUUACUCCAAAGUCUAUCUGUUGCUGCGGAAAAUUAAAAGAAAAGGAGAAAUAGAAAAUUCUUUCCAAUGGAUGAAACGGAGCCACUCCUUCCCACGAGCACCCCAAGAAAAAAGCUUCUCCCUUCCACUCCCCCCUCCUCCAUCCUGUGCCCUCUCCCCGAAGACGGCGAGAUCUCCAUCCCCUUCUCCCCUUCCCCUUCCCCUUCCUCCUCCUCCCCCUCCCUCAAAGAACGCCUCAUCUUCGGCUCCUCCUCCGACCUUCAAUCCUCCAUCUCUCCCGAAGCCCUUUCCCUCAUCGCCUCCCCCUCCAUCACCCCAACCCCAUCAGCCCCAAUUGCACCAUCCGACCACCGAAUUCCCAUCAUCCCCAAAUCUCCGGUCGCUGCCGCAGCGGCGGAAGGGCCGUCAUCGUCGUCGUCAUGGCUGACAGACCCGUCGGCGGCGGACACGGGGCGGAGCAACCUCCACAGGUCGCGCACCGCCCCGGCCAUGUCGGCCAUCAACGCCCACGACGCCCACGGCCAGCAGGCGCCGUCGGCGUCCCCCCGCCGCCCUUCCAUCGUGGGGCAGGCCAUCGCCCUCCUCGCCAUCUACCUCUCCCUCGGCGUCCUCGUCUACACCCUCAACCGCUCCCAUUUCUCGGCCGCCGACACCCACCCCGUCGUCGACGCCCUCUACUUCUGCAUCGUCACCAUGUGCACCAUCGGCUAUGGCGACAUCACCCCCUCCAGCCCCUCUGCCAAGAUCUUCUCCAUAACUUUCGUCCUCGUCGGCUUCGGCUUCGUCGACAUCCUCCUCUCCGGCAUGGUCUCCUACGUCCUCGACCUCCAGGAGUCCCUCCUCCUCGGCGCCGUCGCCAACCCCAAGUACAACCGGGCCAAGCACCCGCACCGCCACGACGUCGCCAGCCACUACAUCGUCGACGUCAAGAAGGGCCGCAUGCGCAUCCGCAUGAAGGUCGCCCUCGCCCUCGGAGUCGUCUUGCUCUGCAUCGGCGUCGGCACCUUCGUGCUCCGCUUCGUCGAGCGCCUCGGCUGGCUCGACUCCUUCUACCUCUCCGUCAUGUCCGUCACCACCGUCGGCUACGGGGACCGCGCCUUCAAGACCAUGCCCGGCCGGCUCUUUGCAUCGCUGUGGCUCCUCGUGUCCACGCUCGCCGUGGCCCGUGCCUUCCUCUACCUGGCCGAGGCCAGGAUCGAUAAGAGGCACCGCAUGAUUGCAAAGUGGGUGCUCUGCAGGGACAUGACCGUCUCAGAGUUCCUCGCCGCCGACAUCGACAACAACGGUUUUGUCACUAAAUCAGAGUUCGUCAUUUACAAACUGAAGGAGAUGGGGAAGGUAUCCGAAAAGGACAUCAUGCAGAUCUGCGAUCAGUUUGAUAAACUAGACACUGGAAAAUGUGGAAAAAUUACACUUUCCGAUCUUAUCGAGAGUCAUCACUAACUCUCACGUCUAUGUUGAUGGAUGAUCCUGAAUGCAUCUUGGUGUGUAGAAAGGGGCAUGCAAGCAACUGCUAGAGAUGAAGCUACUGGCAUAUCCCUGAUGUGAAACAUAGCCUGAGGGCUGAUAGUGGGAUGAGCUCGAGCAAUUUGUGGCCGUGUUGGUCCUACAACACUCCAAACCAAGCUUGUAGAAAUGUCCACGCACCCCAAACCCAGAGAUCACUUUAUGAUUAAACCAUUUUUACAUUCCAUUGUUGUUUUAUAUGUUUUUUUUGUAAAUAUAGGUUCUCUCUUUUACCUCGGCACUGUAUGGGUGUUUUGAACAUUUAAUGGAAUGAUUUGGAUGCUCAUGUUGUAUGUCA